Pseudophryne corroboree (corroboree frog) is the source of this 4785-nucleotide messenger RNA. RefSeq names its product SHC adaptor protein 1 (gene SHC1). Gene Ontology annotation, biological process: cell surface receptor protein tyrosine kinase signaling pathway; intracellular signal transduction. Gene Ontology annotation, cellular component: plasma membrane. Lineage: Eukaryota; Metazoa; Chordata; Amphibia; Anura; Myobatrachidae. The transcript has 12 exons. Gene Ontology annotation, molecular function: receptor tyrosine kinase binding. The record is from RefSeq and is a predicted model, not a curated record. The coding region runs from base 1279 to 3111 and encodes 610 amino acids.
UGCUGAUGUGCUGGUUCUGUCUGUAGUAACCCCUAUAUACAGGACAUGUAACGGUUCUGCUGAUGUGCUGGUUCUGUCCGCAGUGACCCCUAUAUACAGGACAUGUAACGCAGUGCGGGCAGUAACUGUUCUGCUGAUGUGCUGGUUCUGUCCGCAGUGACCCCUAUAUACAGGACGUGUAACGCAGUGCAGGCAGUAACUGUUCUGCUGAUGUGCUGGUUCUGUCCGUAGUAACCCCUAUAUACAGGGCAUGGAGCGCAGUGCGGGCAGUAAUGGUUCUGCUGGUGUGCUGGUUCUGUCCGCAGUGACUCCUAUAUACAGGACGUGUAACGCAGUGCGGGCAGUAACUGUUCUGCUGAUGUGCUGGUUCUGUCUGUAGUAACCCCUAUAUACAGGGCAUGGAGCGCAGUGCGGGCAGUAACGGUUGUGCUGGGGAUAUACUGGAACACUUUUCUUACUGUCCUGUGGUACAGGCUGAGCUCUUGGCGUGUUAUCUGGCUUGUAAUAAAUGAGUUGUCUCCAUGACAACAGAGCCUAACGAUGCAGCGUGUUAAUGACUGUAUCCUGCACAAGGCUCAGUCUCUGCCGCAGUCAGGGCACCUGUGACCGGGGAUGACGGGAGUGGUAGUAUGGGGGGCGGCCGCACCUCUUUCCAGGCAACGCUAAGCAGCAUAGGCUGUGCCCACAAUUAGAUUGCGAGCUCUGGUGGCGGGCAGGCGUGUCUGGGGGUGGAAUGUAAUUACGAGCUGUUUUGCUGAGGGCCGCUCGGCUCUCUGGCAGAGGAAACGAGCCAGUGUGAUCCUCCUGCGUGCCUCGAGCCUCUCUUCCUGUCAGCGAGGUCUGUGAGUCAGCAGAGAGCCUGCCAUUGGCCAGACCGCCUCUUAUCUCUGGGAGAAUGUGAAUGGGUAAUCAGCCAUUCAUGCAGACUGGUCCUCUCCUGGGACAGGCAGAGAUGGAAGAGAGCUGAGAUGUCUCCUGACUGACUGCUGCUCGGCCCAGCACCUCCUGUGCAGCUGACCGUUCCUCUCCCUGUCACCUCUUCCUGCUGAUACACCGGCAUCCCCGUGCUUCCUUCCGCAGGAUACUGCCCCGCUCCUGUCACACGGCUCAGGGGCUCUCCACAGUGAUGGCAUUCAUUGAUUUCUCAGGGGGGGAGUGUGCGGCCCUGGCUCUGGGCUGACGGCUUCUGCACUGGAGCUGGUGAGCACCCUAUAACAUGACAUCUGAGGGGGCUCGGGUGUAACGUUCUGCCUUCUGUGUUGUUGCUGCCACCGGACUAUGAGACCCGGACCCUUCGUUGCUGUAGAGUGCAAGCUGCCGGCCGGCAUCAUGGAUCUCUUGCCCAAAACCAAGUACAACCACCUGCGCAAUGAGUCCGUCAGCUCUGCGGAGGAUGCCGUAGGCACGGGGCCCCCGACUCCCUCCGUGGAGAUCAUGGUGGCCCAGUCUAUGCCCAGCUCCUCCUCCUCCUCUUCUCUGGCCCCUAUGCUGCCCCUGGCCGAGCUUUCCUCAGAAUCCGAGGACAGCCCCACCACGCUCUGCUCCUUCUUUCCCAAAAUGGCCAACCUCAAACUGUCUAACCCGGCCAAUCUCCUCAGCCUGCGCAGCUUCUCCUCGGGGGCAGGGAAGGAGACGGGCAGCCCCGGGGAUCAGGCGGAGAACAGCCCGGACUCAGGGAGGACUUUUACUGUUUUUUCCCAGGAUAUGAACAAGCUGAGCUGUGGGAGGAAGUCCAGAGUGGAAGGAGGCCAGCUGGCGGGGGACGAGUGGACCAGGCAUGGCAGCUUCGUCAAUAAGCCCACUCGUGGCUGGCUGCACCCGGAUGACAAAGUGAUGGGUCCCGGAGUCUCCUAUCUCGUCAGGUAUAUGGGCUGCGUGGAGGUUCUGCAGUCUAUGCGGGCUCUGGACUUCAAUACCCGGACCCAAGUCACACGGGAAGCCAUUAGCUUGGUGUGCGAAGCCGUGCCAGGGGCAAAGGGGGCUCUGCGGAGGCGUAAGACGAGCGGCCGGUCCCUGAAUUCCAUCCUGGGUAAGUGCAACCUGAAGUUUGCGGGAAUGCCCAUCACCCUGACCGUAUCAACCAGCAGCCUGAACCUCAUGGCAUCAGACUGCAAGCAGAUCAUUGCAAAUCACCACAUGCAAUCCAUAUCAUUCGCCUCUGGGGGAGAUCCGGACACUGCGGAAUAUGUUGCUUAUGUUGCCAAAGAUCCAGUGAAUCAAAGAGCUUGCCAUAUCCUGGAGUGCCCGGAAGGUCUCGCUCAGGAUGUGAUCAGCACUAUUGGACAGGCCUUUGAACUCCGCUUCAAGCAGUACCUCAAAAAUCCUCCCAAAUUAGUGACGCCACAUGACAGGAUGGCAGGGUUUGAUGGCUCCGCUUGGGAUGAGGAGGAAGAGGAGCUCCCAGAUCAUGCAUAUUACAAUGACUUCCCAGGGAAAGAGCCGCCAAUCGGUGGAGUGGUGGAUAUGAGAUUACGAGAAGGAGCUGCUCCUGCAGUGCCCAGGCAAAGCCCCAACCACAUGGGGGCCACACUGCCAGUGGGACAGAUAUCUGGGGUUGAGCAAGACUUGCGGAAACUACAGCCACAGCCCAGCAUGCAAGGCAAGGACAGAUUCCCAGUGCCUUGUGCAAAGCCCAUAAACCGGCCUGACCUCUUUGAUGAUCCCUCCUAUGUUAAUGUGCAGAACCUGGAGAAGUCGCGCCAGCCUAUGCGUGGAGCCACAAAUGGACAGAGAGACAUCUUUGACAUGAAGCCGUUUGAGGAUGCCCUGCCUUCCGGUCAAUCAGUUGUCAGCAUGGAAGAACAGUUGAUGCGGGAGCCGUGGUACCAUGGAAAGAUGACCAGGAAAGAGGCAGAGAGACAGCUGAGAGUGAACGGAGACUUCUUAGUGAGAGAGAGUACCACCACCCCGGGGCAAUAUGUCCUGACUGGCCUGCAGAACGGUCAGCCCAAGCAUCUGCUGCUGGUGGACCCUGAGGGAGUGGUUCGUACCAAGGAUCACCGCUUUGAGAGCGUCAGCCACCUCAUCAGCUACCACAUGGACAAUCACUUACCUAUAAUCUCAGCCGGCAGUGAGCUGUGUCUUCAGCAACCGGUGGAGCGGAGACAGUGAGACCCGCCUUUGGCUUCGUCCAUGUCUGAGCCACAGAACCUCCCUCCUUUCUCACCCCUCUGCUGUUGGGGUUAGUGACCUGUCCCCUGCGGCCUCUUCCCGUACAGCCGCGGUGGGAGCACUCCUCACCUUCUAUCAGGGAAUUUGUAGGGUCUAAGUGCACAAAUACGGCACAACUGGGCAGGAGCCCUGUGAUGACAGGCAGCGUAACCAGAGGAAACAAUGUCCCCACAAAGAUGGCGCCCUCUCAGCACAAGACGGGCCCCCGCUCCUUCAAGCACACGAUAUCCUGUGACUCUAACCAAUACUGAUUUGUGCCUUUUCUCCAGAGAUCUUCAUGUUUUGUGGUUUUAUGAUGCACCUGAUUUCAUGAUGGGGGGGCCUAGAUAUUACCCUACUCUGCCGCAGUUUUUAUUGUGUCUGGUGGUGAUGGCAAUAAUCUAUGGUCCCAGAACUGCUGCAUGCUGGAGACGCCCACCGUGUACCCCUUCAUUUCUGCACUGAGCCCUCCCGCGCCGCUGCUCAAACAUCCGUCCAUCCCAUCCCGUGGAGCUGCAGGAGGCAGCGUCACCUUCCUACGCUGGCCCGCUCUCCCCUAUACCUGAAUCUGCAUUAUAGAGGGGGUGACCUCUGACCCUUCUGUGUGACUGCUCCAGGGUCGCCUGCAAUACAGACGUCCUCUUUCCAAUUACAUUAUAAUAAGAUGGGUGACUGUAUGAUUUAUUACUCCAAAAUAGAGGACACCUUUCCAGUCCCAGCUCCCACCUUUCCAGUCCCAGCUCCCUAUCUGCGGAGGACACACAGGAUCCAAUGCACCUGUUCCCAGUCUGUAUGGCACCUGCCCUUCAGUGGAUGUUUACAGAGACAGGCUGGGCUGCAGAGCUACAUGGAAGAUACAUGAGGGAGGAGAACACUGUACCCUCAUUACAGUCUAGGUUCUGGAUGGAUGAGCAGCGGUGAUCUGUAUUACAGACUAAGUGACCUACUCCCUUCCCUGGGGUCAGCAUAGGGCACACAUAGAUGGGAGAGAGGUGAUCUGUAUUACAGACUAGAGGACGGAAGGGGGGGCAGUCUUAUACAUUACAUAGCUGUCUGUGUGAUAGAUGGGGCUCCUGCGGAGAGGAUGGGGUACAGAUGGAUGGGGGGUGGUCAUAUACAUUACAUAGGUGUGUGAGAUAGAUGGGGCUCCUGCGGAGAGGAUGGGGUACAGAUGGAUGGGGGGUGGUCAUGUACAUUACAUAGCUGUGUGUGUGAUAGAUGGGGCUCCUGCGGAGAGGAUGGGGUACAGAUGGAUGGGGGGCGGUCAUAUACAUUACAUAGCUGUGUGUGUGAUAGAUGGGGCUCCUGCGGAGAGGAUGGGGUACAGAUGGAUGGGGGGCGGUCAUAUACAUUACAUAGCUGUCUGUGUGAUAGAUGGGGCUCCUGCGGAGAGGAUGGGGUACAGAUGGAUGGGGGGUGGUCAUAUACAUUACAUAGGUGUGUGAGAUAGAUGGGGCUCCUGCGGAGAGGAUGGGGUACAGAUGGAUGGGGGGUGGUCAUGUACAUUACAUAGCUGUGUGUGUGAUAGAUGGGGCUCCUGCGGAGAGGAUGGGGUACAGAUGGAUGGGGGGCGGUCAUAUACAUUACAUAGCUGUGUGUGUGAUAGAUGGGGCUCCUGCGGAGAGGAUGGGGUAC